Lathyrus sativus (Indian pea) is the source of this 588-nucleotide messenger RNA. Lineage: Eukaryota; Viridiplantae; Streptophyta; Magnoliopsida; Fabales; Fabaceae. The record is from the annotation of a GenBank genome assembly.
AUGAGCGACCGUGACCGCCACCGCGAUAGAGAAAGAGAGCGAAGACGAGACAGGGGCGACCACCGCGAUCGCGACCGUGACAAGGACGACCACCGCGAUCGAGACCGAGACCGUGACCGCGACCGCGACAGAGCACGCAGCAAGAGAUCCCGUACACGUUCACCUGACCGUGUACGCUCUCGCCACUCUCGCUCCCGCUCUCCCGUCGACCGAUCCCACCGUCGACGCCACCACCGAACGCCUUCCCCUGACCCUCCCAGGAAGCGUCACCGACGGGACUCAGUGGAUGACGACCACAAAGACCAUAAAGACACGAAGAAAGUGGUGUCUGACUUUGUUGAUGGAAUUGCGAAGGAACAGAAGCAGCAGAAGCAGACGGAGAAUGGGGAGGAAGUUGAGGUGAACGAGGAUGAGUUGGAGAUGAUGAAGAUGAUGGGAAUUCCUAUAGGUUUUGACUCCACUAAGGGAAAGCCGGUACCUGGCGCUGAUGUAAGCGGGGUUAGAGCGGUCACGAAACGGCAACCGAGGCAGUACAUGAAUCGUCGCGGUGGUUUCAAUCGUCCAUUGCCUGCUGAGAAGAAUCGCUAG